Molecule: messenger RNA, 1098 nt
Organism: Cephus cinctus (wheat stem sawfly)
Lineage: Eukaryota; Metazoa; Arthropoda; Insecta; Hymenoptera; Cephidae
Exons: 6
Coding region: 294-965 (223 amino acids)
Source: RefSeq, a predicted model, not a curated record
AGAAACUCAGAGAAAAAAAAAUGAAAUAGUAUAAGAGGGGACACUCGAAGAGGGUGCGAUACAUACGACUAUAUAAGAUGAAUUGUCGAAGACGUUUAAACCUUGGAUAGUAGUCAUCGGGGAGUCGUCUUCUUGAAGAAAAAAGAGAAAAACUUUUUAAAAAAAUAGACCCGCGAGAUGGAAUAAAAAAAGAUGGAGGAAAAAUCUAGACCCGUGGGAAGUCCGGCUGUUCCUGAUGCUGUGACAGUGAAAUCAUCGAAAGGGCAUCAAGGAUUAAGUAAAGAGCAAAAAGGAUGACGGGUGACACAGAAACUGUCAUCAAAUUGAUGCCACAAUAUCCACCGCCAUAUUCACGAGAUGAAAUUGAGCGUGUAUUCAAACCAGAAGAAUCACCAACGGAUAUAACAGAAAAUGACAAUGAACUUCCUGAAGUCAGAACAUCGAAAGGUUCAAAUUGCAGUUUCAAGACGUACUGCAUUUUCAGCGUCCUGGCAAUUCUUGUUUGCACAUUUUUCACCAGUUCCAUAUUCCCAUAUCCAAUGCACGCAUCCUGCACCGUAAAAUGGAAAUUCAGCGCCCCUUGCAAUUGCAUUAUGCAACGUUUCAGAGCACAAAUAUUAAAAUGGUCUACGUGUAAUGAUUUCGGUCCACGUGGCAGUAGAUGUCUGUACUAUCUUCAGAAUCCUGAGCCCAAUGAGGAUGGAGUGAUUAGAGCUACUCACGUUACACCGAAUUUAAAAUUAACGGAUAAGAUAAAGAUUGUCUUUGAAGAUGCGCCGCAAAAGACAUGCGUUGCUACAGGAGAAUCCAGGUCCAGCGAUUGGUUCGUCGUUUUUGAUUAUGGAUCUAAUUAUUGUAAUCUUCGUAAUUUGAUUAUUGGAGCUGGUUUUGAUAAGGAUCUUGGAUUUAUGGAAUUGACCAGUAGUGUCAUUUGUACGCAGCUCAAUAUAGCAACUUGUGCAUAAAUUAUUAUAUAAAUAAAUGUAUUUUUUUACGUCACUAUUAUAUUAAAUAUCCAUCCACUCAUUAAUCAAUUUCCAAUUUAUUAUGUUUGAAUCUUUAACUUAAAAAUUUGGAAAGUCAGUGACUUCGUGGAUA